CCCUUCCACUUCCACAUGGACCGGCAGAGCUCACCAGAGACGCUGGUGGAUGUGCUGGUGAGCGUCCUGCAGGCCAACAACUGGCAGGAGCCCAGCCUGGUGCUCUGCCACCCCUGGGAUGUCGACGGCUUCCUCGACCUCUGGGCCCAACGUUCCCAGUUCUUCCUCCACACUAUCCUGGACGUGGGCUACCUGGAUGAGCCAAGGGCCACCCGCUACCUGAGGCAGCACGGGGACCGUGUCAGGACCCUCUCCAGCCCAGUGCUGAUGCUGGGCUGUGACCUGCACCGUGCUCGACUCGUCUUCCAGGUGGCCGAGGAGUUGGGGCUGCCACCGCAGGAAUUCCACUGGAUGCUGGGCUUCCCGCUCAGCGCCAGCGAGCUGCAGACCGAGGGCCUGCCCCCAGGGCUGCUGGCCUUUGGGGAGCUCAGCCGGCCACCGCUGGAGCUCUUUGUGCAGGACAUGGUGGGACUGGUGUCCCAGGCCAUUGCCCACGCUGCCCACGGCCGCCCCGACCCCGCACAGCUGCAGACCACGGGCAGCUGCAAUGAGAGGCACCGGGCAGGCGGCGAGUCCCCGGGGCUCUUCCUUGCCCGGUUCCUGGCCAACACAUCCUUCCACGGCCAGACGGGGCUGGUGCGUGUGGAGAACACAACACUGGUGAGGCCGGAGCAGCAGUUCCGCGUCUGGAGUCUGCGCAGGGACUCGCAGGGUGUCCCCACCUGGAUGACAGUGGGCACCUGGAGCCACGGCAAGCUGGAGCUGGAGGAGAGCGUGUGGCAGAGCCAGCGGCAGCGCAUGAGCCCCAGCGAGGCGGCCGAGGGGGCCCGCACACGGCUGCGGGUGGUGACGCUGGUGGAGCACCCCUUCGUCUUCACCAGGGAGGUGGAUGAGGAAGGGAACUGCCCGGCUGGGCAGCUCUGCCUGGACCCCGGCACAAAUGACUCGGCCGUGCUGGACGCCCUCUUUGAGAAGAUUGGCGAUGGCAACGGCUCGGUGCCACGCGCGUACAAGAAGUGCUGCUAUGGGUACUGCAUCGACCUGCUCGAGAAGCUGGCUGAGGACAUGGCCUUUGAUUUUGAGCUCUACAUCGUGGGCGAUGGGAAAUAUGGGGCCUGGAAGAAUGGGCGCUGGACAGGACUGGUAGGGGACCUGCUCAGUGGCACAGCCCACAUGGCCGUCACCUCCUUCAGCAUCAACUCAGUGCGGAGCAAAGUCAUCGACUUCACCAGCCCCUUCUUCUCCACCAGCCUGGGCAUCCUGGUGAGGACGAAGGACACGGCGUCGCCCAUCGGGGCCUUCAUGUGGCCCCUGCACUGGACCAUGUGGGUGGGCAUCUUCGUGGCGCUGCACAUGACCGCACUCUUCCUCACCCUCUACGAGUGGAAGAGCCCCUAUGGAAUGACCCCCCACGGCCGCAACCGCAUGAAGAUCUUCUCCUACUCCUCAGCCCUCAACCUCUGCUACGCCAUCCUCUUUGGGCGCACUGUCUCCAGCAAGACGCCCAAGUGCUGCACCGGCCGCUUCCUCAUGAACCUCUGGGCCAUCUUCUGCCUCCUGGUGCUCUCCAGCUACACGGCCAACCUGGCAGCUGUCAUGGUGGGGGACAAGACCUUCGAGGAGCUCUCAGGCAUCCACGACCCAAAGCUCCAUCACCCCUCACAGGGCUUCCGCUUCGGCACGGUGUGGGAGAGCAGUGCUGAGGAGUACAUCAAGAAGAGCUUCCCCGAGAUGCACGAGUACAUGCGGCGCUACAACGUCCCCACCACCCCUGACGGCGUCACCAUGCUCAAGACAGAGCCCGCCAAGCUCAACGCCUUCAUCAUGGACAAGUCGCUGCUGGAUUAUGAGGUCUCCAUCGACUCCGACUGCAAACUGCUCACUGUGGGCAAGCCCUUUGCCAUUGAAGGCUACGGCAUCGGCCUCCCCCAGAACUCACCGCUGACCUCCAACAUCUCCGAGUUCAUCAGCCGCUACAAGUCCUCGGGGUUCAUCGACCUCCUGCACGACAAGUGGUACAAGAUGGUGCCCUGCGGCAAACGCGUCUUCGCCGUCACUGAGACCCUGCAGAUGGGCAUCUACCACUUCUCGGGGCUGUUCGUGCUGCUGUGCAUCGGGCUGAGCGGCUCCCUCCUCACCUCGCUGGGCGAGCACGUCUUCUACCGCCUCGUCCUGCCCCGCAUCCGGCGCAAGAAGAAAUUCAACUACUGGCUGCACACGAGCCAGAAAAUCCAUCGGGCUCUGAAUAUGGGCACGGAGGAGCGGAAGAGCCAGCAGCUGAAGCUGGAGCAGAGGUACAGCUGGGACCGGGAGCCUGCCCCCGCCCUGCGGAAGGAGGCACGGCGGGUGCGCUUCCAGCUGGACAAAAACCCCCCCGAGGCUGAGGGCUCCCCGUGGCACCCCGGGAACGGGCGGCCCCCGCAGCCCCUGGACAGAGCGGCCGGUGAGAACGAGCUCCGGGAGCUGGAGGAGAAGAUCCAGGAGAUGCGGGACCAGCUGCGAGCGGCGCUGCUGAGGAAGAGCGAGCUGGUGUCCGUGCUGGGCACCACCAAGGGCGGCCGGCCCCUGCCCGCCCCGCUGGCCACCGAGGAAGGCCGGGAGGAGAGGCCCAGCUCAGCCCCGCCGCAGGACGGCCGCGAUUAG
Messenger RNA from Cyanistes caeruleus (blue tit), 2643 nucleotides. Lineage: Eukaryota; Metazoa; Chordata; Aves; Passeriformes; Paridae. The record is from RefSeq and is a predicted model, not a curated record.